CCUGCUUCCGCCUCCCUCUGGCGACGGCUUGUUGUUGUGGAGGCCAAAAUGGCGGCUCAGGCGGCGGCAGCGGCCCAAGCGGCCGCGGCCCAGGCAGCGCAGGCUGAGACGGCCGAGUCAUGGUACCUGGCACUUCUGGGCUUCGCCGAGCACUUCCGCACGUCUAGCCCGCCGAAGAUCCGCCUGUGUGUCCACUGCCUGCAGGCUGUGUUCCCCUUCAAGCCGCCGCAGCGCAUCGAGGCCCGUACGCACCUGCAGCUAGGCUCUGUGCUGUACCACCACACCAAGAACAGCGAGCAAGCGCGCAGCCACCUGGAGAAAGCGUGGUUGAUAUCACAGCAAAUUCCACAGUUUGAAGAUGUUAAAUUCGAAGCAGCAAGUCUUUUGUCUGAAUUAUACUGUCAAGAGAAUUCUGUCGAUGCAGCAAAGCCACUGCUGCGGAAAGCGAUCCAGAUCUCACAGCAGACCCCCUACUGGCACUGCCGCCUGCUCUUCCAGCUUGCUCAACUGCACACGCUUGAGAAAGAUCUGGUGUCGGCCUGUGACCUCCUAGGCGUGGGAGCCGAGUAUGCACGGGUGGUGGGAUCCGAGUACACACGGGCGCUGUUCCUGCUCAGCAAAGGGAUGCUGUUGCUGAUGGAGCGCAAGUUACAGGAAGUCCACCCACUGCUGACCCUCUGUGGACAGAUUGUCGAGAACUGGCAGGGAAACCCUAUCCAGAAGGAGUCUUUACGCGUCUUUUUCCUGGUGCUCCAGGUGACACACUACCUGGAUGCAGGGCAGGUGAAGAGUGUGAAGCCAUGCCUGAAGCAGCUGCAGCAGUGCAUUCAGACCAUCUCCACAUUGCAUGACGAUGAGAUCUUGCCCAGCAACCCUGCUGACCUCUUCCACUGGCUGCCCAAGGAACACAUGUGUGUUCUUGUCUACCUGGUGACUGUGAUGCACUCCAUGCAGGCUGGCUACCUGGAGAAGGCACAGAAGUACACAGACAAGGCACUCAUGCAGCUGGAGAAACUCAAGAUGCUCGACUGUAGCCCCAUCCUGUCCUCCUUCCAAGUGAUCCUGCUUGAACACAUCAUUAUGUGCCGGCUCGUCACAGGACACAAGGCCACCGCACUACAGGAGAUUUCCCAGGUCUGCCAACUGUGCCAGCAGUCACCCCGGCUCUUCUCCAACCACGCAGCACAGCUGCACACACUGCUGGGCCUGUACUGUGUCUCCGUCAACUGCAUGGACAACGCAGAAGCCCAGUUCACCACAGCCCUGCGGCUUACCAACCACCAGGAGCUGUGGGCCUUCAUCGUGACCAACCUGGCGAGUGUGUAUAUACGGGAAGGAAAUAGACACCAAGAGGUACUAUACAGCUUGUUGGAGAGGAUCAACCCAGACCACAGCUUCCCUGUCAGCUCUCACUGCCUUCGAGCAGCGGCUUUCUACGUGCGCGGACUCUUCUCCUUCUUCCAGGGACGCUAUAAUGAGGCCAAGCGAUUUCUGCGAGAAACUCUGAAGAUGUCCAAUGCAGAAGACUUGAACCGGCUCACAGCCUGCUCUCUGGUGCUUCUGGGCCACAUUUUCUACGUGUUGGGGAACCACAGGGAGAGUAACAACAUGGUGGUGCCCGCCAUGCAGCUGGCCAGCAAGAUUCCAGAUAUGUCGGUGCAGCUGUGGUCGUCAGCCCUGCUGAGAGACUUGAACAAAGCUUGUGGGAAUGCCAUAGAUGCCCAUGAAGCUGCCCAGAUGCACCAGAACUUCUCACAACAGCUUCUCCAGGACCACAUCGAGGCCUGCAGCCUCCCUGAGCACAACCUUAUCACGUGGACAGAUGGCCCGCCACCCGUGCAGUUUCAAGCUCAGAAUGGACCCAAUACCAGUCUGGCCAGCCUCCUGUGAGGCCCCUGGAGGGGGCCACCCAGCUUCUCAAGGCCUCCAUGGGGCCCAGUGUGUCCCUGACUUCCACCCAGAUGGCACUUGUGCUUUCCUCUGAGGAGUACUGGCAUGGUGUCCCCAGGCUUCUUUCCCAACUGUCUCCAGAGCUUCCAAGUCCCGGGGGAGUGUGCAGGGCCAAUUCCUACCCUCCCAGCAAGGGCUGGGCAGCAUUACCACUGUGAACCAGGACCCCGGUGCUGAGGCUUGCAGGUGGAAUGUUGGAGCCAACUUUCCAGAGCCAUCCUUUAAAGUGGACUUGAACUGCCAGUCCUGCUACACGUCUGAGUCACAUCUUCCUGGGACCUUGUCUGGAUGGGGAGUGCCAAGGUGGGUGGCACCGCUGGGGCAUUGCCACGUGACUUCCAUUGCCUGGUCUUCUGUGCCAGGCUGGAGUAUUUUCUCUGAUCUCACGGCAGCUUCCAGAGCUCAGAGGCAAGACGACAGUUUUGGCCCAAAAUUGUAAAGAAGAAGGGAUGGCGCACAUCAGGGACAAAAAUGCACAUCCUGCUACAAUGCUUCUCUCAGCUUGCCUUUAUCUGCAAUGUCCAUCCUGACAGCUAGGGCCUCUAGUCAGGUGCCCUGGGGGCCCAGGAACUCGCCUUCCAAACAUCUGCACCUUGACUAGAUCACUGUCUGGCUGUGGGGGUGCACAUGCUGUAGACAUGGGUUUGCAUGUGUGUGCAUGGUAUAGAUGUGUGUGCGUGCAUCUGCUGUAGGCACAGGUAUGUGUGUGUGCACAUGUGGACAUGGUGUGCAUGUGCAUGCAUCUGCUAUAGACACAGGUGUGCAUUGUGUGCGUGCAUGUGUGGUGAUUGUCAGAGCCAGAGCUGAGACUCCUGUGUUUACACCAGCCACCUUCCCCAGUCAGUGUCUGUAUUGUGGGGUAGGAAGCAGGGAAGAGGACCCCAACUCAGGGUGCCAAACAAAGAGGCUGGGACAGCUUGUUGGCCUCCUCUGCAAAGGAUGUUGGCAGAUGUCUGGAGCUCAGCCAACCCUGCCCUUGGGAGGGAGAAGACCUACCUGCCUUAGGUCUCGAGAUAGCAUCAGAACCUCUUCCUGAGCUGGACCCCAGGAAGUUCUGCCUGGCCCAGGCAGCGUGCUCAGUUCUGUGCUCCUCUUGGAUAGUCUAGAGAUGCCCCAGUGGAGAUGGUGGGAUUGGGGGCAGUCGAGGCAGCCACCACCUCCAGCUCCUCGUGCCUAGGAGUGGCUCCCUGACAAGGAGUGAGGAGUGGUUUUACUGGUCAGCAUGGCUUGUUGGUUUGAGUCUCGUUAACCUUGCACUGUGAAGGCUGCUUUUCGAGGCCUCACUGUCUGUGAUGGAGGGAUCACAGGGAUCUGGGAUCACAUGGCUACUUAGGCCCUGACCUGGGUGUGCCUUAGUCAAAGCAGAUUGUCAGCAGAUCGCCCGGUGCUGGGCCACUGCCCCCACCAGGGCUGUGGCAGGCCCUGCUGCCCUCUUGGGGGCCAGUGACAACACAAGUGAGCCAGAAGUCAGAGGGACAGGACCCACUGUCCCUAUGUCACCUGGGAGAACCUGGCCAUGUCUAGAGCUGCCACCUCUGCUGAUACCCCUGGUCCCAUAAGGCCUGUGGAGGAGGGUAUAACCCUAGCCACAAGCUAUCCCCAUUCAGUCUUCCUCUUCCAUCAAGGGUGUCCCCCAGGCCUUCCCCCUCCACCCAAGGGAUAGAGCCCCCAUCUUGCUAUAAGCCGCAUCUACCAUCCUGAAUCUCACACUGACCUCUCCAGACUCACAUUACUUCACUCUGCACAUUAUGUUUGUCUCUGUAUUUAUUUAAGCCUUUCUUUGCUUCUAGGGCAUUUGUAUGUAGAGCAGUUGAAAUAAGAACCUCAAAACUUAAUGUGUGUCCUGAUGUUAAAGUGCUUUUAGUGACCAAUCUGUUGUAUCUAUGUAUGUGUAUGGUUAGGAUAAGUUCUUAAGUUUACAAUUAAAAAUUUAGUACUCGAUAUUUAAUAUUCCACUUCAGCUUUAUGAAAGCCAAACUGUGUGUACGGUUUUGAACCUUCCCUUUACCGCAGCCUCUACCAAUUAUAUCAAGCUCUCAUACAUACCUUCCUGUGAGUCCACAUUCAGUGCUUCACAAUUUCUCACUCAGUCAUAAGAAUUUAAGAUGUAGUAAGCAAGCCAACAGGGAGAUGUUGCACAUGUGUUCUAUAGGUAAGUUUAGAGAAAGCAGAUAAAAACUCCAAACUUCAAAUUACAGUGCAUCAGUAAGUAGCAGGAUUCCUGUUGGCAGGUCAAUUGCUAAAAGCUGAUCAGACCCUCGUGUGCCCUUCCCACUUCUUGUUAGCAGAAGGUCCUGGGCCUGCAGAUCUGGGGUGCUGGUCCAGGAGGUGCCCCCAGGUUCCCUCAAAAGCACAGCUGCUUCCUCCUGCAGGUGCCCACAGGCAGGGUGAGGGUCUUCUCCCUGGGGGUAAGCAUUCCCUCUUCCACUUACUGGGAGCGCAGGAAAGGAAAUUGGGUAAAGGCAGCCUGGCAUGAUGGAUAUGCUUGUGGUAACAUUGUCUCUAUUUUGUUAAAAGGUUUUUAAUAAGUACGUUUGGCAUAAUGUCUUUUAACAGGUUUGUAAUAUGGUUUCAGCAGCCUGUAAUUUCAGCUGGUGCUUUUAAUCAGGAAAAACUUAUAAAUGCAAAACAUGGUUUAAAAGACAUAACCAGAGAGGAUGGCUCCUUGUUUGUGGAUUUCUUUUUCUUUGUAUUUAAAGUAAAAUCACUUGCAGUAGCUAUCAGUCGCUAUAGUCUUGUCUUGCCUUCUGUCCCUCUCCCAUUGCAACCCAGACAAGCUCUUUCCUGCCCCACCCAGCCUGUGGAGCUGCAGGGACUUCAGCUAACCAACCAGGCAUGAGGAUGCAGAGCCCAUACCUGGACUGGUGGACCUGGUGGAAAUGGUGGAAAUUUGAGUCUUCCUCUCUGUUGAUGAUGUUCCUCUGGUCCAGCCCUGCUUGGAAGGCAAGGAACCCCUGAAAUAUCCCAUGCAAAGCCUGAAGCACUGCCUGUUCCUCCCUGGCCCUCAACGAGACUUCCUCAUACACCUUGGCCAGCCUCCGUGUACCUGGGUUUUUGUGGGCUUUUUGUUUUUUGGGUUUUUUUUCUUUUUCAGAUGAAAGACACAAACUUAACCAUUUCA
This is a messenger RNA of Pteronotus mesoamericanus, 5071 nucleotides long. It is a transcript of the gene MAU2, whose product is annotated as MAU2 sister chromatid cohesion factor. Bases 49 to 1890 code for a protein of 613 amino acids. Gene Ontology annotation, biological process: maintenance of mitotic sister chromatid cohesion; mitotic sister chromatid cohesion. The record is from RefSeq and is a predicted model, not a curated record. Gene Ontology annotation, molecular function: protein binding; double-stranded DNA binding. NCBI's taxonomy places the organism in Eukaryota, Metazoa, Chordata, Mammalia, Chiroptera, Mormoopidae. The transcript has 19 exons. Gene Ontology annotation, cellular component: SMC loading complex; chromatin.